AUGACAUUGCCGUGCGGAGAAGACAAGAGACAGAGUGAACCGGCACCAGCUAAUCUCGCCAAACUCAGCCUUCAGGAGGCUCAGGUCAGGUCAAUAGAACGAGGGGCGGGUUUCAGCAAAGGCCUGCCGCCCUACGAGUGGCUACCGAUCGCCAGUGGUGGCUGUCAAGGCCGGAAAUCCAGCGAGCGGAGACUCAAGACAAGAUUGAGCACAACAACGCUGCCCAGGUCAAUACGAAAGCCAGCUGUUGUCAACGUCAACCCGAGCGACUGCAUAUGGUGCUUUCUACGCGGCAGCGAGGAGCAAUCAGAGUCGAGGAAAUAA
Colletotrichum lupini is the source of this 324-nucleotide messenger RNA. RefSeq lists its product as uncharacterized. Lineage: Eukaryota; Fungi; Ascomycota; Sordariomycetes; Glomerellales; Glomerellaceae. The record is from RefSeq and is a predicted model, not a curated record. The coding region runs from base 1 to 324 and encodes 107 amino acids. The transcript has a single exon.